AUGAACGAUCAAAAAAAUUACCUAUUAACUUUUAUAACAGCAAGCACGACUUGCUUACGUUCAGUAUCUUCUGUCUCAAGGUUAGUACAUUUGUUUUUCUAGAUUUAUUUAAAAAAAGGUUAAAAUUAGGUUUAUCCAUAAAUGAAACGCAGUUUCUUUUAGUUUUGUCUAAAUUGAAAUUCGCAUUAUUUUUAUACUUGGUUAUUAUAAUCUUUUGUGAUUGAAUUGUUCGAUUUUUUGUUUCAUACAUAAUAUAUAUAACUACUGAAUAACUAUAUAGUAUAUAUAAUUUUUUUAGUUGGUAGGUACGUAAUUAAUUAUCAAAAAAACAUAAACUUUUUUAAAUAUUUGUUCAAUUCUGUUUUAACAUUAAUAUAUCAAUAGGUCUCCUAUGCACUAUUAUUAUUAUUGCAUUAUUUAGCAUAAAUUUUCAACAGUUAAGUAACAGUUUGCCUCCUCCCUACCCAAAGGUGCACAGUUAUGCAGUCGUGUUUUAGAAUGAUGUCUGAAAACAAUAUAAGACGAUUAGUUUACGUGUUAGCCAAUAGGGCCUACUCCAGAAAAUCCCGAAGGAAUAAAGAAAUUACCGGGAAAGAAUUAUUAGAACAGGAAGACGAACUCGUUAUGGUAAGUAAACAUAAAGUACUACUAUUUUUAUUAUUUUACAUAGAUAUAUGUUUUUAUAUUAAAAGUCAUAUGCACUGGUAAGUACUUACAUAAAUUAAAUAUGAUAUUAAUUUUCUAAUUAAAUCAAUGGAUGAAACGAAUAAAACAAAAUGAUAUUAAAUACAUUUAAAAAAAGUCUUCAUUUAUUUAUUAUUAUAUACAGAAAAUCGAAGAUUCUGAAUUCCGAACAAAUCCUAAUUGGCAAUUACUACCUAAGAAUAAAGAUAGCCAGUUCAAAUUACCAAACAACGUGGGUAUUGCACCUGAGGUUAGUCAUUUUAUUUUUUAAUAAUAAAUUAUUUUUAAAAAUAAUAAAAACAUAUUAUUUAAAGGUACAAAUAAAAAUGUAGGUAUUAUGUAAACCAUGAACUUUUUUUUCUUAUUUUAAUUCUAAACUGUAUUCAAUUGUUUAUGCACCUAACACAAAAUAACAGUUAUUAUUUUUCUUUGAUUAUACAUUUAUUAUUUUACAUAGCAGAUUUUUUGUAAAUUCCAAACAAUGAUGUUUUAAAAUAAUGUUUUAUUUCAACCUUCUACUAUGCAUGAGAUUUCUGAAUUACCAAUUACGUUCACAGGGUAAAUUGUCAGAUUUCAUUUUUUAGCAUAAAAUAAAAUGUAUAUAGUUAUAUAUUUAAAUUUGUAUUCGUUUCUUUUAUCAUACAAUGUUUGUAUACUGUAGUUAGGAAACUACAUGAAAGUAUAGUGUUUGACUAAUAAAUAUAAGAAUAAUAUUGUGAUACUAUGUGGCAAUUAUUUAUCCCGGUAGUUGAAGGUUAAUUGAGUAUUAUGCGAGAGGCAUUUGUAUAUUAUGAAUUGGUUUAAUUGUGCAUAAUUAAUUAUCCGUUAUAUUUUUUUUUCAGGAUUGUAUUAUUACUACUCGGCUAAAUUAUUUUACUCAAGACUGUCCAGUUUUAUUGAAAUCAGGUAUAUCUAUUAUAUAUUUUUUUUUUCUAUUAUUUAUUUAUGCGCUAUUUUAUUUUUAUUUUACUAGAAAUUACAGAGCGAUUCAAUGUACCUCAUUUGAAAAUGUUCAAUUUAUGUAUGAUUACUAUCAGUUUAAAGCAAACAUCUAAUACCGAUUUAUCAAAUUUAACAAGACAAGUAAAUAUGAAUAUGUUUAUAUUUAUUUUUAUAAACAGUGAGUUAAAAAAUAGAAUUAAAAAUAUAUAAGUUUCAAUAGUAAUAGUAAUAUGCAAAAUGUUCAUGGAUUUGUAGUCAUCAAAAUUUGAACUUCAACCAUUCAUAUCUUCCUUGUGUCAAUCAACAAAUUAUAUUCCUUUUUGGAGCCAUUAGUUAUUCAGUUUAUAGUUAACCAUUUAUAUAAAAAAAAGUGAUUAUGAAUCUUCAAUACUUUUAUAUUGUCUAUAUAACAACUUAUGUAUUUAAACCUUGUAUCAAAGAGUUGAGCAUACAUAUAAAGAUAUAACAAAUGUAAUUUUCAUAAAAAAAAAAAUCAACAUAUUUCAAAAAUUAUAUAAAUUCUAGGAAAUGUUGAUAUUAAUGCUAGUAUGUUAAUAUUCAGUAUACAUUUCAGAUCUCUAAAAUUAUUUUUCACUAAAAUAUUGAAUAAUCUGUUAUUUAGUAAAUAUUCUUGUUUUUCUAAUGUUGAAGUUUCUUUUAUUAAGACAAGUAUAAUAAAAUAAAGAAAAUUAUCUCACCAGUGCACCAAUUAGAUAAAAAUGUCUACCCCUGAAUUUGAUAAUUAGAGCGAGUUUUCUGUUCAAAAUAUAGUACAGACUGAAAAAGAAUUUAUUGGCAUAAAAAUAUCAAAUUAAUUUUAAUCUAAUGUAAUUUUAUUUUACUUUUUAGUAUCUACAUGCUGCUUUUGGUAUUAGCGAUCGUUUGCAAAAUUCUGGAUAUUGGGCUGAUUUUAUACAUCCUUAUACUGGACUUCCAGCAUUAAAUCCAGGACUGAAUGUUGAUUUUUCUACUCUAGAAUUACCAUACAAACAUACUAUUUAUCAAGUCAACACACGGCGGAAGUGCAAAGUUAUUGUCGAAAAAAUUUCUUCAAAUACUGUUGGUAAAUGCUCAGCAAAAUUAUUAUAAAUCAUACAAAUUUAAACAAAGUUAUAUAGAUAUCAAUUUUGUAUGUGUAAUUAAAAUUAAUUAAAUAGAUUUUUUUUUCAUUCUAUUCUCCAAUAAAUACAAAGCAAUCUAUUUUAUUGUUUCAAGAAACUAUUCAAAGUCAAUAUUUAAUUGUUCUAUACAUUUACAAAGUAAUUACAGUGAUAUAUGAUAAGGUUUCCAUAUUAGAUUUAUAAAUAUGACUCGUUUAUUAGAUGUUGACUGUUGUUGUUCUAACAACUAUUAAAAUGCAUUUUAAAAAAGGUAAUUUACACACAAAACUGGUUUCAUGUGGCAACUUUAUAUAUUUGUAAUUGGAAAAAAAAAAUUGGUAUGCUAGCCAAUUUUUUACAGAGAGUUUUCAUGAUCAUUUGAGAGUGGAACUAAAAUUUUUAAUUUAUAUACUUUUUUCAAAAUGAUUUGCUCUUGUAUUCGAUAUUUGUUUUGAUGAGUUUAAACUAAUCAGAAAUUCAAAACCAUAUUUAUGUGUUUAUUUUUCGAUACAUUACUAUACUAUAUAAUAAAUUUGUUAAAUUUUUACUUAACACAUAUAAAAAAAAAAUACAUAUAUUAUUAUAAUUAUAGGUAUAGCUUUAUUUAUCCAGAAUCUAAACAAAUUAUUUAUAAAUACCAUUUCUUCUUCAAAACAGCUUAAUGGUUUAUUCAGGAGCUAUGUUGUCACUAAUUGGAUUCCCCUUAUUUUUUAAUCCAUUGCCCAGUUUAUUGUUGUAUUUCUGUUUACCAGUCAUAUAUCCUUCUCUAAUGCAUUUUUUCAUUAUGUCCUUAAUUUACCAAGUAGUUUUAUUUUAUUUAUUAAUUCUGUUAUAACAUUCUUUAAUACAUUCCUAUUUACUCUUCAUACAUAUUUUAACUAAUCUGAUAAUUUAUGUUUUGUAUAUUUGAAAAUUUAUAUACCUAUGGUUGAUUUUACAUACAGGUGAUACAGGCCCUCAUUUUGCAAUUUUUUAUACUCCUAGGGUACUAAUGAAUACUGGGCUAAAUAUGUUUCUAAAGAUUUUUAGAUUCUGAGGGGAGCUAGGAAUGUAUUAGUUUUACAAUGACAUUUAUUUUUGAAAACAAUUUUCUACUGGAAAUUUUGCUCUGAUUAUCAAGUAUAGCACUUUUUCUGAAAGGAAGUCUGUCUAGGAUGGUACUUUAAGGAAAUCAUUUUUUUGAUUUUACCACGAGUUUUCAUAAUAAAUGGGGAAAACAUAUAAAAUGUAUUAUUUUAAAAUCAUAAAUAUUAUGGCUUUUUAAAACAUGUAUAAUUGAACGCCGCUCAGAAUCGUUUUUCAUUGGCAACGAGUAAUCGCUAAGUACAGAUAUACAUUAAAUUUCCACUCUACUUUCCCAACUUCUCACUUUUAUCAGUGACCCAUUCAUUGCGCGAAGUAUGUCCAUUUUUUUUUUAUUCCUAUACUUCAUAUUCUUUUGUUGUUUACCUAGUAUACACAUUAAUCUAAGCUAACUUAUGUAUAAAUUAGUUGCCAUAAAUAUCUUUCAUUAAAUGCAAUAAUUAAUUGUUUUUUUUUCUUACAAAUUUAUUCCAGGUAAUAUAUUUACUAAUGCACUGCCAUCAAAAACUGAUGUUAUAGAAGAUAUAUUGGAUGAAGUUAGUGAUUUACACUGUAACAUUUAUGAUUAA
Cinara cedri is the source of this 4378-nucleotide messenger RNA. The record is from the annotation of a GenBank genome assembly. Lineage: Eukaryota; Metazoa; Arthropoda; Insecta; Hemiptera; Aphididae.